This is a messenger RNA of Symsagittifera roscoffensis, 2310 nucleotides long. Its product is annotated as centrosomal protein of 162 kDa-like. Gene Ontology annotation, cellular component: axonemal microtubule; centrosome; centriole. NCBI's taxonomy places the organism in Eukaryota, Metazoa, Xenacoelomorpha, Acoela, Convolutidae. The transcript is spliced from 11 exons. Gene Ontology annotation, biological process: cilium assembly. The record is from RefSeq and is a predicted model, not a curated record. Bases 1 to 2208 code for a protein of 735 amino acids.
AUGUGCAUAGUUUCCAAAAGGGAUCUGCUAGAUGACCGGGAUACCGAAUUGCGUGGUUUACAGCAGAUGAUGGCUAACAAUAACAACAAUAUGCGCAACCCAUUUUCACCCUCAUCUUCACCCACGACAGCCAAUCAUAAAGCAGAAUCAAACGUGCCAAUCAAUACUCAUAAAAGUCCUGCAGAGGUCAACUCAGGUCAAAACAAGAAAAAUUCAUCAGUUUCACCUUCAAGGCUAUCGCCCUCGCCCAAUGCGAAGUUGGCGAGGACUAGUACAACUAGUUCUCCAGUAUCAGCAUAUGUGAAUAAUAGAACAGUUGAAAAAAUGAGGCUGGAGUUGCUAGAGAAGAAAGAUUACAUCGAUAGAAUCGAAGGUCGAAUUCAGGAGUUGGAGCAUGAAGUAGCCACUGAAAAGAGCAGCCACAUGUCUCAGAAGGACAAGGAUGCAGCUAAUAUCAGGGAACUGCAGUGGCAGCUGACGCAGUUGGAGAAGAGGUGGGCCCUCAAUGCCAACAGAGACUCUGUUUCCGCCCUAAUGAGGGGAACGACGACCAAUAACUCCACGAGAAGAAGCACUUCUCCCACCAAAGGCCACCCAGUCACAGUGGGCAGCCUGCUUGAAGACAAGGUGCAUCGAUUAGAGACCGAGCUGGCGUGUAAGGAGGAGAAGGCGAGCGAGUCUGUGAAGACACUGCAUCAGAAGUAUGCUAAUGUCAAGACUCAAUACGAGUUCAAAGUGAAGAAGUUGGAAUCUGAAUUGAGCGUGGCGAGGAAUGAGUUAGCAGCUGCAACUCUGGGACCCAACCACAAGGACCUGGACAAGGACCAUGUACGGACAUCACUGGAGAUGGACGAAGGGAAGAGAGCGAGGAGCAAGUCACCUCGCAACAGUGUCUAUCUCGAACAGGAGCUGGAGGCGACACGGCAGCGGGCGAAUGAUAAAGUGGCUCAGUUGGAAGCUCAAGUGGCUGAUUUGAAGCGACAGUUGAAGAACCAGUCGACUGCAUCAAAUAAACCCAUAAAAACUAAGGCGGGUAAGCAGCCCGAUCAAUCGAGCGAAAAUUUGUACACGAGCAAAAGUGCCCAAUUUGAAAAGAAACGGAUAGAAAACGUGGAAAACAGACUGAGGGCGCUAUUGGGCGAAUUAGAAGCAAAAAACAGAGAAAUUGCCCAGUUAAGAAUACAAUUGAAACGAGCUCAGUCUGGUUCAACUUGUUAUGCUUCUACACAGCCGAUGGUUCCGUUAGCCGAAAGGCAACUGCCAUCGAAUGGGAGUCUCGGGAAGACUUACAGCAAAGGAGCGGAGAAACAGGCUUUGAAAGGAAUCCUGAAGAACUCUGAGUCGAAACAGUUGCAGUUAGAGGCCUUAAGUUCAUCAGAGGAUGGAACUGCAAAUGAAGCCAUAGCUCCAUUGUUGUCCGAAGAUCAGCCCAAUUCUAACAAAACAUACGACCCCUCCGAGUUCUCAGGAGCUACUGUUACUACACAUGAACUGAUGACCGAGAACGAACAAUUGAAAUUGAAAAUUGAGAAACUGGACUACACAUAUCAAGACCAACUGAAACUUCUCGAAACGCGAUUGGCCGAGACUGAGAGGAAACUGGCCAAUGAGCAGCAGACGAGAGUGAAAGAAGCCUCUGAUUUGAUGGCAGCCCACGAGGCUCAAAUUAAACAACUGGUGUUGCAACAUGCAUCAGACUACAGCACUAGUAAAAUGGCACAAAUGCAGAGCAAAGUAUCCACUCAAGAGGUGCUGAUCAAACACUUGCGUGAACAAAUGUUGGCCUCUGCAGCCCAGGAGAGUGAGGUGGCCAUGUACAAGGAUAGGGAGAAGGAGAUGGAACAGAAGAUGAACACUCUCAAAGGGCAGAUUGCACGGAUCAAGGAGGCACAGACACCUGGCUCAAAGCAGUACGAGAAAGUGCUGGACAAGCUGGACGCUCUCCAGAAGAAGUACGACUCACGUGACCGGGAACUGAAGGCGAUUAUGUCAUCGAAUAGCCACUUGGCAGCCACGGAAGAAGUGGCAAAGGAAAAUGAGAGGCUGAAAGUGGCACUCAAACAUAAAUCAGAAGAGACGGCCAAGUUCAAGGUCGAAUUAGACACAAUGUUGCAACUACUGCAUUCACUGAAAACUCAGAAUGUGAAAUUGCCGAUGAGUUUAGCCAGGUUGAAAGAACAAGAACUGGACACAAAAAUGAUUACGUGACUGGUGAUUUUCGAUUUUAAUUCUAGGUUGUCUUUGUGAAUUUAGUCUAUAGAGUGAUUUGUAAAAAGUGUUAAAAUUGUAAAUUCAGUUUGAUUCUCAUUA